Oryzias latipes (Japanese medaka) is the source of this 1341-nucleotide messenger RNA. It is a transcript of the gene gipc3, whose product is annotated as GIPC PDZ domain containing family, member 3. Gene Ontology annotation, molecular function: protein binding. Lineage: Eukaryota; Metazoa; Chordata; Actinopteri; Beloniformes; Adrianichthyidae. The record is from RefSeq and is a predicted model, not a curated record.
UUGUCAAAGAAGUGCACCAGCAAGGCUUCCAGUGGUGGACCUAACCUGAACAGGAGUCAAUGCAGAACGGGGAGGCUGUGAGCCCCAAGGACUCUAAGGAAACAGGGGCAGAGACCACCAAGGAGCAGAAUGUCCACCACCAAAAUCAGGGGUGUAUGGAACCUACAGCGCCUCCUCUUCCUCCUCCUCCUUCACCACCACCACCACCAGGACCAGCAGAAUACCUGAGACCCAGGCUUAUCUUCCACACCCAGCUGGCUCAUGGGAGCCCAACAGGCCGCAUCCACGGAUUUACCAAUGUCAAAGAGCUGUAUGCCAAGAUCGCAGAGGUGUUUAACAUCUCCCCCUCAGAGAUCCUUUUCUGUACCCUAAACUCCCAUAAAGUGGACAUGCAGAAGCUACUGGGGGGACAGAUCGGACUGGAGGACUUCAUCUUUGCCCAUGUCAGGGGGGAGACAAAAGAAGUGGAGGUGACAAAGACAGAAGACGCACUGGGUCUUACCAUCACAGACAAUGGAGCUGGAUAUGCUUUCAUUAAGAGGAUAAAGGAAGGCAGCACCAUAGACCAGCUGAAGACAGUAUGUGUUGGUGAUCACAUUGAAGCCAUCAAUGACCAAAGCAUUGUAGGCUGUCGACACUAUGAGGUGGCUAAGAUGUUAAAAGAGCAACCGAGAAGCAUACCCUUCACCCUCCGCCUUGUUGAACCCAAAAAGGCUUUUGAUAUGAUUGGAAUGAGGACCAAGGCGCCAAAAUCCAAUGAAGGCAAGAUGGCGAACGGGAGGGAGACGCUGCGACUUCGCUCAAAGGGAGCUGCCACAGUUCAAGAAGUGCAGAACGAGUUUGAAGAGCAAGCCACCAAAAAAGUGGAUGACCUGCUGGAAAGCUACAUGGGUAUCAGAGACGUGGAGCUAGCAACCACCAUUGUGGAAGCAGGCAAGGACAAGAAGAGUCCGGACGACUUUGCUGAAGCGUUGGAUUCAGUUCUGGGGGAUUUUGCUUUCCCGGAUGUGUUCAUGUUUGAUGUUUGGGGUGCUAUCAGAGAUGUCAAAAAUGGCAAGCUUUAGACAUUAACCCAUAAACUAAAAGCUUUCGUCUGUGUUACAUUCAUCUGUAAAAAAAAAAGGAAAAAAAAAAGGAAACAUUAAGAAUGAUUUUAUUGUUUUGUUCUUAGUCCUUGGUUUAACUUUUAACCUCUGGACUGUUUAUGAUAGAAAUAGGGAGCAAAACCAUUCAAGCAGCUUACCUUUGGUCAGUCAAACUUAGGAUUCUUUUAACCCUUGUGCUAUCCUAUGACCCCACCCUUACAUUGACGUGUUCUUCCUACCAUGACAAAGGUGGAUA